Molecule: messenger RNA, 606 nt
Organism: Hemiscyllium ocellatum (epaulette shark)
Lineage: Eukaryota; Metazoa; Chordata; Chondrichthyes; Orectolobiformes; Hemiscylliidae
Product: phospholipase A2, minor isoenzyme-like
Exons: 4
Coding region: 1-606 (201 amino acids)
Biological process (GO): arachidonate secretion; lipid catabolic process; phospholipid metabolic process
Molecular function (GO): calcium ion binding; phospholipid binding
Source: RefSeq, a predicted model, not a curated record
AUGGCUGAGCCAGCUUCCCAGAUUAAAGUCAAUCAAGAACGGGCAACAAAUAAUGGUUUUGCCAGUGACAUCUAUGGAAGAAAAUGUGGGGAACAGGGAGAUUUCUUGAGAACCUCUGUGAAUGGAUCCAUGUAUUUCUCUGCUAUUGGCAGCACCUUUAUCCAUGAGAAUCUUGCAUUUUUCGGUUGUGGAUCUGGCGCUGUUGCAAGUGCAAGCAUGUCGCCUUACGCUAUCUGGCAGUUCAGGGAGAUGAUUAUGUGUGUGAUUCCCAGCAGCUCUCCCAUUUUGGAUUACAAUGGAUACGGAUGUAACUGUGGAUUUGGUGGUUCUGAGUCUGAAAAAUAUGUUGAUGAAUUAGACAAGUGUUGCUUGAAUCAUGAUAAAUGCUACAGGCGGGCAAGGGAUCAGCACUGCAGAGAUUAUAUAGAUAGCCCAUACAUUGAAAUUUAUUCUUAUUCUUGCUCUGGGGAAGAAAUCACCUGCAGCAGCAAGAAUAAUCCCUGUGAGAGCGAUCUUUGUGAUUGUGAUCGUACAGCAGCUAUCUGCUUUUCUAACUCUGAAUACAUCUCUGACAACAAAAAUGUGGACAGGAACCUACUCUGCUGA